AUGACUCAACCCUACACCGGUCCUCCCUCUCGCAUCUCCCUCCACGUAAUAUUCCACAUCGACCCCUCCAACAUAUCCGCCUUCUUGAAAGCCCUCAAGCCGGCCUACGACGCCGUGACUGCAGAGCCCGAGUGUGUCUUCUUCGAGGUCUACCAAUCGCCCGAUACACCUGGCAGGAUCAAGUUCGUCGAAAACUGGAACGCGAGUGUGGAGUGGUUAAUGAAUGUGCAGAUUCCGAAAGAGUACUACAAAGAGUAUCAGACAACUACGAAGCCGAUGUGGUUGAAGCCUGUUGAGUUCGAGGUAUUUCAGAGAAUGCCGGAGAACGAGUGGGUCACUGUGAAGGAUGCGAUGUUGAAGUGA
Messenger RNA from Didymosphaeria variabile, 363 nucleotides. RefSeq lists its product as uncharacterized. The transcript is spliced from 2 exons. Bases 1 to 363 code for a protein of 120 amino acids. The record is from RefSeq and is a predicted model, not a curated record. Lineage: Eukaryota; Fungi; Ascomycota; Dothideomycetes; Pleosporales; Didymosphaeriaceae.